Molecule: messenger RNA, 890 nt
Organism: Rosa chinensis
Lineage: Eukaryota; Viridiplantae; Streptophyta; Magnoliopsida; Rosales; Rosaceae
Exons: 4
Coding region: 187-753 (188 amino acids)
Source: RefSeq, a predicted model, not a curated record
AGAUGAAGGUGAGGAAGAGUGGAAGACACAUGAACCAAUAUACAGUGAGAUUUUCUCUCUGAAAUUAAAGAAAAAAUAAAAAUAAAGAUAGACAGUGUGUCAUUUGGCAAAAGCAAACAAAGUUACACAACACAACACAACAACAACAUUUCAGUAGAAAGAGAAGAAUAGGACGAGGAAGAAAGUAUGGCUGCAACAUUGUUGGUUUCAUGCAAUCCGAAUGUAAACCAUGCAUGUAGAAAUGAUAAUCCGCCAUUACCCAAAUCUUUCAUGGGUGUUGGACACAAAAUCCUGGAUCCAACUAGAGCAAGUGUAAACCAAGGGCAUUAUAGCUCUCAAACCAAGAGGUCGUCUCAUCAGUUUUCUGUUUCUGCUGUCACCAAAGGUUCUGCAAAAUCAAGCAAGUCCGACGAGAAAAUCCCUCUUUGGGCUAGACCAGAUUCUGAGGAGCCCCCUCCUUGGGCCCAGAGCGAAGGAAAGAAAGACGAUUCAAAAGAAGGAUUUGAGGUUCCGUUUUAUGUUUAUCUACUUGCCUCGGCUGUGACUGCAAUUGCUGCAAUAGGUUCUGUUUUUGAGUAUGUGAACGAUAAACCUGUCUUUGGAGUUUUGAACUCAGACAGCAUAUUUUAUGCUCCAGUGCUUGGAUUUUUCGCAUUUACCGGCAUUCCCACUUCUGCAUUCCUGUGGUUCAGAUCUGUUCAGGCUGCUAACAAGGAAGCCGAGGAGCAAGACAAGAGGGAUGGCUAUCGAUAGGUUCAAAAUCAUGCCAUUAGGGCAUUAACAGCCAUCUAGACUUUAUCUCUGCAACAUAUAUGUUCGUUUUCUUUCCUUUUACGUGAAGGAAUCUGCAAACAAAUGAAUCUCAUAUUAUGGAAGAUGUUUGAUGUCGC